Molecule: messenger RNA, 2833 nt
Organism: Lineus longissimus
Lineage: Eukaryota; Metazoa; Nemertea; Pilidiophora; Heteronemertea; Lineidae
Product: sushi, von Willebrand factor type A, EGF and pentraxin domain-containing protein 1-like
Exons: 13
Coding region: 76-2556 (826 amino acids)
Source: RefSeq, a predicted model, not a curated record
CAGCUUAUCUCGAGAGAUGAGUAGGUCCCGGAAUGGGUCUGGCCACAUCCUCCCGAAAGUUUAAUCAUUCUCAAAAUGGUGGCCCUCAAUGGUGUCAUUUUCUUCGCGGCAGUGAUCUUUAUCCUGGAAACCACAGAUGGCGCAACCACCUAUAUCGAUUCUCCGGGCUAUCCGGCCCCCUACAAACCAACUAACGAUUGGCGCACUCAGGCCCCAGUGAAGGCGUUAGGUGGAAUGAGAGCCAAACUGACCGUCACUAUGAUGGACCUCGCAGACGGGGACACGGUGGAUAUUUACGAUGGGUCGGACUGCAGUGCAAAUAAUAAUCACUUGGGGACAUUCAAGGGGACUGGAGGCACGAAUCCGAACAUUAACAAGGUCUUUUUCUCCACUACGAAUACCUUCUGUAUAAAGUUACGAGCGCCCACUGGAUACGGCAGGGGGUUCACAAUGAAGACAGAAGAUGUUUACGGCUGUCAAGGUACAUACACCGAGGACAAUGGCGACAUCAUCAGCCCAGGUUUCCCAAACCACAACUAUGAGACAUCCACCAGUUGCCGAUGGACUGUCUCCAUCGAUCAAGGUCAAAGGAUUGAGUACAAGGUCAUGUCGAUUGACUUUGACCCUGGAAGCUCAUGUCCGACCUACCUUACUCUGUCGGCGGUUCAAACAGAUCACGCUGGGAAGAUAUGUCAAUCGAGCAUGCAGGGGAAGACGAUUGUUUCUACUUCGACUGACAGUGACGUCGUCUUUGAAUCCAGAAAGACGACAUUCUGGAACUUAUGGACAACCAACGAGGAUAGUGGACAUAAGGGAUUCUGGUUAGCAUAUAAAUCGAUUGGUUGCAAGGCGAAGCUUCUACCUGCGAGUUCCGAUACCGACGGUCACCUCAGCAACAAAAACGAGUAUUAUGCCAAUUCGUACAUUGCCAAAUACGCUUGCAACCCGGGGUACUGGUUUAGCGACAAGAAGAACGAAAACUGGUUUGUUUGCCAGGAAAACGAACCGAAGAAGCAAUGGUAUGGUACGACGAAGCAAUGCGUAGAGAUCCGAUGCGGCAACCCACCCGUUCCCGCUGGCGGUCAGGUGUCUCUCUCCAAUGAAGACAAGAUGAACAGCGUGGCGACGUACACAUGUAACACCGACUUCACUAUGAACGGCAAAGACAAACGAACCUGCCUUGCUGACGGAACCUGGAGCGACAAAACUCCCAACUGCAAAGGUGUCCAUGUUGAGUGCAGUGUCCCCGGUGACCCACCCAAUGGCAAGCAGAUUGGAAAAAAUCAUAGCAAAGGCGAUUCUGUGUCGUUUGAGUGUGACAUGGGCUACGAGCUGGAGGGUCACCGAAACAUCACGUGUCUUCAAGAUGGAAAGUGGAGUGCCAACAAACCAGUUUGCAAAGAAAUUACUUGCCGACCUCCCAUGCCACCUCACAAUGGUUUCUUAGUCACGAACGCCACCACACUUGGAUCGACUGCCAUCUUCAAAUGUCUUUCUGGCUACAAGAUCAACGGAUCCCAAGCAAUCGUGUGUCUGCCGUCUGGGACCUGGAGCGGUGUCGAACCAGUGUGUGAACUCAUAACCUGCCCUGGCCUUAGCGACCCCUAUGAUGGCAAGAUGGUUCUCUCGGGUCUCACCCCUGGAAACUCCGCAACUUUCUCCUGCAGUCUCGGGUUUAACUUGAUUGGACCGGAGACGAUGAACUGUACUGCUGAAGGAUCGUGGUCGUCACCACCACCAUUCUGCUCUAAGGUCUAUUGUCCUGAUCUGCAGAAUGCCACCAAUGCCCAACCCAUGUCGUCUGUCCAUAUAUAUCUAGAUGUUGCUGUUUACCGGUGUGACCCGGAUUACUUCUUCGACAGCAAUAGGUCAACCACGGAGGUGAAUGUCACGUGCCAAGCAGAUGGAGUUUGGAGUGAAAACGUCACGGGAUGUUGGUACGGACCAAUCGUUACGACCCCAACACCAACUACGACAAUCACAACCACAGCAACUACGACCCCAACACCAACUACGACAACCACAACCACAGCAACUACGACCAAGAUCAUGACUACGACUUCAACAACAACUACCCCUGCUACAACUACAAGUAACUCUAAAACAAUGAGACCAGCUACCACUACAAUGUUUGCGACUUCAACAGGAGAAACGGGGCCAACCAAUGCUGACGCUCAACAUUCAAAACAAGAUGCUGGGAAGCAGAAUAACAACAUUUACAUCUACAUCGCGGUGGGGAUCGUAGUCGUCGCUCUAGUAGUAUGCAUCACCGGCUACGUCAUCUAUAGCAGGAGAAAGAGGUCAAGAGAACGGUCUCCUUCCAAAACAAAGCUAGAGCUACCCGACCACGAACCAAGCACUGGCACAUUCGAGAACCCCUUGUUUUCUCCCGAGCUCCAUGCUCCGCCUACAGACAGGAAGUCAAAGACCUGGUUGGAAAACCCCACCUAUAACACUGCUGAUGACGUCACGGUUGAUGAUGUCAUAGAUGAUGGCGAUAUCUAUGACAGGCCUUCAAAUAUCAGGGUCGACACGAUUGACGAUGUUGACGAGUAAAUAAAUCCUGCCGCAAAUACUGCAUAAUGUAUCUGGAAAAUAGACUUGAUAUUUGUUUAUUAGUGAACUGCAAUCAUACAAAUGUAAUAUUGCACAUGAUAUCCGAGGUACAUUUGUGUCCAUUAAUCGCCAUCACCGGAGCAAUGGAUUAUACUUGUACUCAAGUUUGUAUGAAAUCAACGUCGUCAACUUUAUUUAUAGGAAGGUUGUGCAAGUGAUAUCGUCUUGCUGUUUGUAUGUUUGUAUGUUUGAUUGUAAAUAAAAUACCAUCAAUCAC